UAAGCACACCUUUGAAGGACGAGAUAAUAAUAACAAACCACAGAAAGACGGAAGAGAGCGUCGUAUUAUCUCUUGUAUAUUUAUAAAGUAAAUGAUACGCGCUUUAUUCGAUCAAACAUGAAUCAGGAGAAAUAUCCACGCUCAUCCAUCGAGGAUGAUUUUAAUUAUGGCACGAAUGUGGCGACGGCGAGCGUCCACAUCCGGAUGGAUUUCCUCCGCAAGGUCUACACAAUCCUGUCAUUGCAGAUUAUCAUCACCACUGCUGUAUCUGCCCUUUUCAUGCUCUGUAACCCUGUUAAAAACUUUGUGCACGAGAGUCCCUCUCUGGUGUUGAUAUCUGCUAUCGGGUCCCUUAUCCUGCUUCUUGCCUUGGCUGUGUACCGUCACCAGCACCCCAUUAAUCUUUAUUUGCUCUUUGGGUUUACUUUGCUGGAGUCUCUGUCUGUAGCCACUGCGGUGACAUUUUAUGAGUACACCAUAGUGCUCCAGGCCUUUGUCCUCACGUCUGCCGUGUUCCUUGGUCUCACUGCCUACACUUUUCAGUCUAAAAGAGACUUCAGCAAGCUCGGAGCCAGUCUGUUUGCUGGCCUGUGGAUCUUGAUCAUUGCGAGCUUUAUGAGGCUUUUCUUCUACAAUGACACGAUGGAGUUGGUCUUCGCUGGGGCUGGAGCUCUGCUGUUCUGCGGGUUCAUUAUUUUCGAUACUCACCUGCUGAUGCAUAAGCUUUCACCGGAGGAGCACGUCCUGGCAUCCAUCAACCUGUACCUGGACAUAGUCAACCUGUUCAUCUACAUCCUGCGCAUCCUCGACUCCAUGAAGAAACACUGAAUGUUGUGAUGCUCUUCUUCACUUUUAGAGUUGAGAUGAAGCUCCUCAAGACACUCUUAUUUUACUGUAGUUUCCCCUUGUUUCCAAACCAGCUGCAUACUUCCAACUUGCAAGCAGUAUUUGUAAUUUAAAGGCUAAAUGUGAAUGUUACAAACAUGAUUGUACAACUUAACUUGAUCUGCUAACUGUGUUGCUAAUUAAGAUUCCUGUUUUUAGCUGA
Molecule: messenger RNA, 1048 nt
Organism: Carassius auratus (goldfish)
Lineage: Eukaryota; Metazoa; Chordata; Actinopteri; Cypriniformes; Cyprinidae
Product: protein lifeguard 4-like
Exons: 8
Coding region: 118-828 (236 amino acids)
Biological process (GO): negative regulation of apoptotic process
Cellular component (GO): membrane
Source: RefSeq, a predicted model, not a curated record